ACGGAGAUUGAGUUCACUUAACAGUUGGAAGAAGGCAAUUAAGGGAGGAAAGAAAACCACCAGGAAGUAAAACCGAGAGAAACGUAUUUGCUUCGAGACUUUAAACUGUUUUUUAAAGGGUUUUAAAUCAAAUCGUCAACUUUUAUAGAAAGUAGACCCAUCAGUUUACGGAUAAAGGACAUUUUUUCCAGCAAGAUGGACACUGAUCCGGAGCGUGGAGGGAUAGAAGAAAUGCCAGAGCCUAAGGACAAGGUGCAGGCUCUAAAGGAUCAGGUGGAUGGCGUGAAAAGCAUCAUGACUCAGAAUGUGGACCGGAUCCUGGCACGAGGAGAAAGGCUGGAUGACUUAAUGGGCAAGACAGAGGAUCUGCAAGCAGGGGUCAGUUCAUUUAAGAACAUUUCAUUAUAAAUCGAAAGCUCUUACAGGUGUAAGAACAUCCAGCUGAUUGUGGCCAUCAUAGUGAUCGUCCUCAUCGCUGUCCUCAUCAUCAUCAUUCUGCUAGCUGCUGUCAUCCCCAUCAGUGCUCCUGUGACUCCCAUAGCCAGCCCCACCUCCAAGCCCUGAAAACACAUUUAGAUCAUAAUCCAACAUCACUGCAUGAGU
Pundamilia nyererei is the source of this 603-nucleotide messenger RNA. RefSeq names its product vesicle-associated membrane protein 8 (endobrevin) (gene vamp8). NCBI's taxonomy places the organism in Eukaryota, Metazoa, Chordata, Actinopteri, Cichliformes, Cichlidae. The record is from RefSeq and is a predicted model, not a curated record. Gene Ontology annotation, biological process: vesicle-mediated transport. Gene Ontology annotation, cellular component: membrane.